AUGGACGCUACGGCCGCUGCUGAUGUGAAGAAGAGAUUCGGCUUUCGGCCGCGCUUGCAUAUCGAGACGUCAAAUGGACUCGUCAGCAUCCGUGUACCGAGCUGGAUCCCUUUACUACUCAUUCUGACCGUUCCCAUCGUCCAAAUUCAUUGCUUCUUUGCAUUUUCCACCAUCCUGGCGGUCGAGUACAGCACUGCCGCGCGCAUCUUGGUCGCCCUCGUCUUGUCGCGCGUGAUUGGAUACACCAUCGUCUAUGCUCGCAAAGGGACGUACGGUCACAUCAUUGCCGAGUCCUUGUCCUAUGAGGUAUCCUUGGUGCUGCAUAUCCUCGUCAUUGUCAUGGCCAUCGUGUCGAUUCGCAUUCUGGUCUUCGAAUGCGCGCUCCCUUUUGCUCGUGUCUCUUUCCUUCAUCUCGGCUUUGGCAGUGGCGGCAAUAACUGGAUAACCAAGAGUCGGCCUCGGGUGCUGUUGGACGGCACGCUGUACAUUCGCGUUUCCCUGCUGAUGGGAGCGCAAAGACUCUGCUUGCUGCGAAGCCUGAACUUCAUUACGAAUGGUUUCGAUGAGCAGCAAGGCAGGGCGUACCUCGGACUGCGUGUUCAACGGUGCAAAGGAUUCACUAGACAUCUGGCCAAGAAGAUCCAAGCCUCUGCUAGCAAUAAUCACGAAUGCGAAGCUUUCUUGGAAGGGUCGGAGGGUCAAGCGCUGAAUACUGCGGCUGCGACGGCGACCAAGACGAUCUCGCCGCUGUCAAAGGCGAAGAUUUCCACGCUGGCGGAUGACAUGCUUACUCGUCUUGCUGAUAGUCAGGAAUCCUUGCCGAAAGGCAUCGCAAGGCUGCGAGCAAGUAUGACACUCGAUUUUAGUUGUGGCAGACCGGGCCUGCACGCUGAGCUUGACCAAGCUGUUGAAGUGCAGCGUCCGCAGAAGCAGCAGCACGGUCAGGACAGCGGUGCCGCUCGACGGACCGCUGCCGUCUCGUGUGGACCCGACUGCUUUAGCGAUGCUGGGCACAAAUGCAUCAGUCGGAUGAGGACGUCAGGUGUAGACUUGGAUUUCAAGGAGGAAUACUUCGCUUGGUGA
Messenger RNA from Tilletiaria anomala UBC 951, 1083 nucleotides. RefSeq lists its product as uncharacterized. The record is from RefSeq and is a predicted model, not a curated record. The transcript is spliced from 8 exons. Bases 1 to 1083 code for a protein of 360 amino acids. NCBI's taxonomy places the organism in Eukaryota, Fungi, Basidiomycota, Exobasidiomycetes, Georgefischeriales, Tilletiariaceae.